This is a messenger RNA of Amoebophrya sp. A25, 1123 nucleotides long. Lineage: Eukaryota; Dinophyceae; Syndiniales; Amoebophryaceae. The record is from the annotation of a GenBank genome assembly.
GUUCUCCGCAACCACGUUUUCCCGCCAAAGAAUUUUUACCUCUUAGAUUAUCUAACUAAGUAAACGUCUCCCAGUCAUUUGAUUUAAGUUAGUUGAGAAGUGCAUGCCUUGUGUAGCAUGAAAGUCCUAAGAAAUGCUUCAAUUGGUUUUUUUUCCGUCUUUGUUGAUGUUUGCUUGUUGAACAUCUACGUCUUGCAGGCACCUUUCAAGUAGUCGUGACUGAAUGCUUCCCAUGGUUCCGAAAAAGGAGGUCGCUCUAUUCAUGACCUGUUGCUGUUCUUAGUUACUGCGUACUUACUCCAAUUUGAUGAUUUACCUCCUCCUAUUAACCACUUCUGACUAUAAAGUAGAAGCUGAAUCACAAGUGCUAUCGAGAUUGCCGGCGAUCGCAAGUCGAACGAGAUGGCUUAAUAUUAAGUUAAUAAGAAUCAAAGAAAUCUUACUAGAAGACAGUCUGCCUAAUCGAUUCACAUCAUCAAGAGCCAGGGACUAACAAGAUGCAGCGUGUGGUCGUGGAGAUUCGUCUGCCAGAUGGAGCGCAGAUCCGAUUCGGGCGUGCUGGGGAGUUGAGUCUCGAGUUGGAUGCGCAGAACCGAGAAGGGGCUCUGUUGUAUCCGUUGAGCUUCAAGCAGUUACGGCCUCUGGACCUUCUGAUCGCGGUGAAGCGGCGUUUGCACAAGCUACGCGUCGCCAGUCGGGAUUUCACCACCGCGCCUACGACGGGAGUUGAUGGCGGUGCGGUUCACGGAAGAGCGAACUCCAAAGACACCAGGACCGAAGUACAGGAAAACGCGGGAACUUUGGAUUACACGGCUCACCGUUUGGUCCUCACAACCCCUUUGCAGUGCCUGCGGCUCUACAAUAACUGCGCCAGCAGCAAUUAUUACGGCCGCGUACUGGAUAAUACAACGUACCUGGGGCACGCGAGCGACUACUCGCUGCUGGACGGCCUCUGCGGAAGCAACUUGCAAGACGAGGCUCCAUUUUCGGAAACGGAAAAUCAAAAUUUUCAGCAAUGGUGCUCCUCAAAGGGGGUGCAGAGCUCGGGCCCGCCCCUUAGUGCCGACUACUACCUUCCUGGUUCUAGCACCGACGCAGCGGCGGCAGCAAUCACGACUCCUCG